Messenger RNA from Brassica oleracea var. oleracea, 1216 nucleotides. Its product is annotated as putative F-box protein At5g55150. Bases 23 to 1138 code for a protein of 371 amino acids. The record is from RefSeq and is a predicted model, not a curated record. Lineage: Eukaryota; Viridiplantae; Streptophyta; Magnoliopsida; Brassicales; Brassicaceae. The transcript has a single exon. Gene Ontology annotation, molecular function: protein binding.
AUACCGUCACAAAUCAAUUAUAAUGGCUCUAUCUUCUUCUUAUUACUCUUCGUCCUGGUCGGACUUGCUCCCGGAGCUUAUGGACGCUGUAUUCCACAGCCUAAACGAUGUCAAAGACAUCCUUAGUUGUGCAACCGUCUGUUCUUCCUGGAGAUAUUCUUCCUCCGCCGUGUACAGUCGCAAGUUCGUUCCUUUACUCUUUGUUUCCCAUCCCUCUUCUGCCUAUGAAGAAACUCGAUUCUCUGAUCGCUUUAGGGUUUUGUCUCUGGAUAAUUUAGGUUUUUCAGGUAAUGAUGAUCAGAGAUGGAUUUGCGGAAGCACAAGAGGGUAUUUGUUAACUGUCAAUGUUUCUUUCCAGUUCGAGGUAAGUUUACAGAACCCAUUUACUAACACCCUUGUUUCCCUGCCACCGUUGACAUCUUUUGAAGAUGUUCAGCGGUUGAUUCAGUUCCAAGCUACCUCUCAGCACUCUGGAGCGCUAACCCUAAUAAAGGAGUUUGUAAAGAAAGUUGCAUCUUCUAAAAGUUUAUUAGACUCUGAAUGCGUUGUGCUCAUAAUAUACAACACCGAUGGAGGAAAGCUAGCUUUCUGCAGACGGGGAGAUAAACAAUGGACGGAGUUAGAGUCUGAUCAUAUCGAUGACAUUGUGUUCUGUAAUGGCGUCUUCUUAGCCAUGGAUAGAACUGGAGUGAUAUAUCAGUGUGAACUUAACCCUGACAAUCUAAAGGCUGUUCCUCUAUGCACCGCCUCACCGUUUCGGUACGAGCCUUGCAAGAAGUGCUUUGCAGAGUCGGAUCACGGCAAACUGUGGGUGGUUCUACAGAAGCUAGACGUUAGCGACGAUUUUGAUUUCACAACGUAUUUCGAGAUCUAUGAGUUCAAUUCAGAGACGAAAGAGUGGACUGUGGUGAGAAGCUUGAGAGGUAAAGCUUUGUUCUUGAGCCCUCAAGGAAGAUGUGUAGCGGUUAUAGCAGGUGAAACCGGGUCUGGAGGAUUUAUCAAAGACAAUUCCAUUUACUUCACCGAUGGGAGUCUGAGCGUUUUUGAAUGGGAGAGUAAGCAAAGCAAGAAGCUUCACCAGUCAGGAUUUUGUAAUCUUAUGUUUUGGGUCACACCUGAAGAUGUUCUUCAAAGGUGAAAGACCGACACAUCUUAAUUAGGGAACUAUAGUUUUGGUAUUGCAUAGUAAAGGUUUUGUAUUCUUGUUUCAGUUUUG